Fusarium redolens is the source of this 933-nucleotide messenger RNA. RefSeq names its product ankyrin repeat-containing domain protein. Gene Ontology annotation, molecular function: protein binding. The coding region runs from base 1 to 933 and encodes 310 amino acids. The transcript has a single exon. The record is from RefSeq and is a predicted model, not a curated record. NCBI's taxonomy places the organism in Eukaryota, Fungi, Ascomycota, Sordariomycetes, Hypocreales, Nectriaceae.
AUGGAUAUAAACUGGAGAGAAUAUCCUCCAGACUGGACCAUGCCUCUUGAACUACCGGUCGGCAUAUCUCAUAUUCUGUCACGAAUAGGACUCAAAGAAAUCGUCAACACGACAUUGACGUAUGCUCCUUCGGCAACAGCAGAUGCUUUUCAUGUAGCCGCAUCGGCUGGCAGGACUGCGGUGGUCGAACACUUGCUCUAUAGCACCACACUUGGAUCUAUAUCUCAAAGGUCAUUCUUUCUGGGUCUUGAGGCUGCGAUGAUAAAGGGGCACUCCGAGGUUGUUAAAGAGCUAUUCAAUCACAGCCACGAUUAUCUCGAACAAAACCUGAUAGAAGGAGCUACAAUAAGAGCCCUCAUACUCUCCUGUAUCAUGGGGAAUGUCUCAAUGGCCACAACUGCCCUGAGCCGGUUUGACCUCUGCUCUGGCCACUUCGUUCAUGAUAUGGUAAAGUCCAUUUUUGACGAUUUAACCGAACAUUCUCCAAACGGAGAGAGAGCUUCCAAGAUGGAUGCCGCUACUACAUUUCUGGAGGAUUUCAGUAUCGGUCUCUGGACACCAUUCAUGAUUGCUUCUGCUUUCGGAAACUACAAUAUUAUCUUCCUCCUCGCCAAAUGCAGCGGACCGGAUCCGACAAUUUCUGAGACCCAAUUUGCACUCUGGACAGCCUUACACAAUGAAGAUACCCAGACAAUGAGUGCCUGCUUCCAAACCGCGAAUGGGAUCCUUGAUAAGAGCACCAUGAUGGCAAUGGCAUGCUUUUCUGGGAACACAGAAUUUGCCCGGCUAUUGCUUGAAAAUGGAGCGGACGUUAAUAUGGAUUUGAAAGGAUCUACCCCUUUGGAAAUUGCAUCGAGCCAAGGUCACGAAGAACUUAUUAGGGUUUUGAAAGACAAUGGAGCUAAUGAUCCUAGGAAUAGUGCAGUUUGCUAG